UGCUACGUAUCGGUGUAGCGAUAGCGUUUUCAUUAAAAACUGAUAUGCUAUAGCGCUAUAUCCCCGCUAUAGCCGCUAUUUGACAACAUUGUGCCUAUCAUACAUAUAUAUUUAGGUUUUAUUUAUUCAAUAAGAACAGAAUCAUUUUGCUUGUAAAAUUCAUGAAAUGCAUAUUCUAUUUCUGUAUAAAACCCAUAAUUAUCAUAUAUGACAGAAAUUUUAGAAUAGUUUACCAUAAAAUGGAAAAAAACAUCUGUUUUGGUGCCACAGGAAAUCAAGAAGGACUAGGUCCAGAACUUUUUGAGACUUUAGUGAAGAUGGCACCAAGCAAGGAAGAAGAGAUAAAACUUAGAGAAUAUAAUGGCGAGAUCUCUAAACUAGGCACAGCGGAGCGAUUCCUCAAGGCAAUACUUGAUAUUCCAUUUGCCUUUAAAAGAGUGGAGGCACUACUUUUUAAAGCAAACUUCAAUACGGAAGUAAAGUAUUUGAGGAAGUCUUUUCAAACCCUAGAGGAAGCCAGUGAAGAACUGAAGAAUAGUCGCCUAUUUCUUAAACUACUUGAAGCUGUUCUACGGACAGGAAAUCACAUGAACGGUGGUACUAACCGUGGUGAUGCAAAAGCUUUCAAAUUGGACACUUUGCUGAAACUAGUGGACAUAAAAGGAAAAGAUGGUAAGACAACCUUACUUCACUUCGUUGUCCAAGAGGUUAUCAGAUCAGAAGGAACAGGUACCAAUACAAGAAGUGAAAGUCAGCUGCAAAAAAGCAAUCUAAAAUUCAAUGAAGAAGAUUUCAAAAAGGAAGGAUUGCAGGUUGUAGCAGGGUUAAGCAAAGAGCUUGGCAAUGUAAAAAAUGCAGCAGGGAUGGACUCCGAUGUUCUGAGCAGCUAUGUAGCCAAGCUCGAACAGGGAUUUCAGACAGUCAGGAAGGUCCUGAAGUACGAGAGUAAUAUUGCACAAGACAAGUUUUUCGACUCGAUGAAAGUGUUUCUGGAAGAAGCUGAUGAUGAAAUCUCCAGGGUUAAGGCUGAAGAGAGAAAAGCCUUGUCCUUGGUGAAAGAGGUAACACAGUAUUUUCAUGGAGAUGAUGCGAAAAGAGAAGCUCAUCCCUUGAGGAUUUUCAUGGUCAUACGAGAUUUUCUCUCGAUACUAGAUAAUGUGUGCAAAGAUGUAGGGAGAAUGCAAGACAAAGCUACGAUGUGUUCAGGAAGAUCAUUCAGAAUAUCAGCAGCAGCGCCAUUACCGGUGCUUAGCAGAUACAACAUGCAGAAUGAUAGAAGCUCCGACGAUGAUAGCAUGUAAUACUGCAUAAGUCAAGAGAUAAUCAAUAUAACCAAGUAUAGCAAGAAUCAAACAGCCAUAUACUCACAUUGGAAUUAGACAGCUCUGAAUGCAUCAGCAGCAAAGUGGAAUGCAUACUGAAGAUCUUUAGUAGCAAACAAAGGAGACAUGUAAACAGCAGGUUUUGGAUUCUGAAUAAACACAUGUUGAUUCAACCAAGA
Molecule: messenger RNA, 1501 nt
Organism: Salvia splendens (bonfire salvia)
Lineage: Eukaryota; Viridiplantae; Streptophyta; Magnoliopsida; Lamiales; Lamiaceae
Product: formin-like protein 6
Exons: 2
Coding region: 162-1301 (379 amino acids)
Biological process (GO): actin nucleation; actin cytoskeleton organization
Molecular function (GO): actin filament binding
Source: RefSeq, a predicted model, not a curated record